This is a messenger RNA of Plectropomus leopardus (leopard coralgrouper), 3853 nucleotides long. RefSeq names its product fat storage inducing transmembrane protein 2 (gene fitm2). The record is from RefSeq and is a predicted model, not a curated record. Gene Ontology annotation, biological process: lipid storage; phospholipid biosynthetic process; lipid droplet organization. Gene Ontology annotation, cellular component: endoplasmic reticulum membrane. NCBI's taxonomy places the organism in Eukaryota, Metazoa, Chordata, Actinopteri, Perciformes, Serranidae. Gene Ontology annotation, molecular function: coenzyme A diphosphatase activity.
UCAGUUUUCGUCAACAUGGCGGCGCUGGAUGUCAUUGUGGAUAACUUGGUGACUCUGUGGAGGAUCCCGGCCGUCAGACUCAACUUCCACUGGAUUUUUGUGCUGAUUUCGGUCGCGGGGUCGAUCCUGAAGGAGCUGCAGCUCGUCCCGCAGACAUAUUUCAGCAGCAGAAACGCGUUCAAUGUGUAUUUCGUCAAAGUGUCCUGGGGUUGGACGUUGCUGCUGCUGACCCCCUUCCUCCUCCUCUCCAACUCCUCCUUCAGCAGGAGCGUGUCCUUCCUCGGUCGGCGUCUGCUGUCUCUGGCGGUGGCCACAGCCGUCUGGUACGUCUGCACCGAGACCUUCUUCUACAUCGAGGACGUGACCGGCUCGUGUUAUGAAACCGACACCAUGGACGUCAUUAACACGGAGUUCACAACCAAAGCCAGCUGCAGGCGGGCCGGCCUCCACUGGCACGGCUACGACAUCUCAGGACACUCCUUCAUCCUGGCGUACUCUGCGCUCUUCAUCGUGGAGGAAACGGCACCGAUGGCGUCCCUGAAGACGGCCAGUCUCUCGGCGCUGCCCAGGACGGUCCUCAGCCUGCUGUACGUGGCCUUGAACCUGAUCGUGAUCGUCUGGGUGUGGAUGUUCGCCUGCACCUCUGUUUACUUCCACGACCCGUCCCACAAGUUGCUCGGGACCAUCUGCGCCCUGUCGGCGUGGUAUCUGACGUAUCGGGUUUGGUAUCCGAAACCUUUGUCACCUGGACUCCCCCCUCAGCGCCACCCGAAGGAGCAGAAACAACACGCCUAAACUGCAGGUUGUUUUGUUGCUUAUGUUCCACAAAACAACACACUACAGCUGAUGUUUUCCGUCUCCGGGUCCAAACUGGCCGCGCUAUUUUAAGCUAUUUUAAGUUAUUCCCUCCUCACAGAAAGGUCGUUUUGUACAGGAUGGUGUUUGGCAGCUGCUGUUCCCAAAAUGACUCGUGGUAAUCUGAGACAAAAGCAGGACGCUGCUCUGCUGUCCGGCUUCAGCCGCUCACCUUCAGCCUCCGAGGCGCGCAUGAUUAACCACCGUUUGUCCCCCCGGUUUGUUGCCUUAUUAUAACGUUGCACUCGUGGAUGAGUAAUCGCAGUUUUUUGAUGCCCGAGUGGAAACACUUGAAUGUUUACAGCUCCAGUUGUAAAGCACUGAUAACAUGUAUUUUUGCAGACCAAUGUAAAGUAGUUCUACUUUGUUUUAUAGGAAAUGCCUUCAGAACAACGUCACAUCAGACACGACAGCGGGCUUAAAUGAUGGAAAGAUUUAAACGAGCUGUUACGGAUGGUUUGGGGUCACUGUGACUGAGUCAACACUUUAUGUAAAGUUUGCUCAGAGGACGUAGAGCUUGUAAAGCAGAUAAUAUAUUAAGAUCAUUUUAAAGUCUCAUCGUGCACAGACUGCAGUUGAAAAUUAUUAAAUUGCUCAAAUGGCUGGAAGAAUUUCCAUUAUUUUACAUUUCGAAAUAUGUCCAUCACAAUCUCCUAAUGCCCAAAGUUACUAGAGGCAAUAGUAAAAAACCCAAAUCUGUUCAUUUUAAAGUCACAUAGUACAAAGAAAGGCAACAAAUCCUCACAACUGUAAAAGAGGAAGGAAUCAGAGAGCUUUUAAGGUUAAAAAAUAACCGAUUAUUAAAACAGUUGCAUGUAUUUUUUUGUGGUGAUGGAAUAAUCAGUUAGUUGCUUCAGGUGUCAUUUAAUUCAUUGUCAGCAACACCGUGAAAAGACCGAAACUAGACGGAUUCUACCAACAAGUACUGUCAAAUAUUGACAAAACUUUAUUUAUCUUAGUCCUCUGUUCUAAAGAGCUCUAUUGUUUCCCAAAAAAAGACGAUAUAUUGAUAUCAGUAUUGGUUAUCGGUCAAAUUAUUUGUGAAACAUCAGCAUAUCGGUAAACUGAGAUUAUUUUAACAGCCUUGUUAAAUCAUCCUAAAACACUUUUCAUUCAAACACAAAAUACAUUUCAACUAAACAAUCUAAUUUCGUCUUUCCACUGCUCCAACAAUCACCAACCUGUUACGUUAUCCCCACCGCUCACAGUCACCAUCUUUCUCAGCUCAGCUGCCUGUGACACCAGUGCAGACUGACCUCUGGUGGUGUAUGCUGUGCACUACAAUACAUUGCAAUAUUACAGCAUUUCCAUAUCAGUUUAAUAGAAAGACGCACGUCUGUUUUUGAUGGUAUUAAUAAUCAUACUGUCAGGGUUUCUAAAUACCAUCGUAACAACUUUAAAAACCUUUGAAGCCUAAUGGAUGCCGAAAUGUGUUUUCAGUCCCACACGCACCCUCCUGAUGCCAUAAAUACUAGUUUACAAAACUGUAUUAUUGUGCAUGUGAAAAUAGUCCAACAAAUGCUCUAUUUCCUCCUGUUUGAGUAAUGUUUGCUAAAAACGUCCAGCUGCCAAGUAAUUAAGUUGAUUAAAAAAACUGAAAGUUUAUUUGUUUUUAAAAAUGUACAUCCUCAGUAGAAACAGAAGGCUUGAGUGCCAAAGACAGGAGGAAAGCUGUUAAGAAUUAAAAGAUGGAUAGAUAUUUGUUGGUUUUGGUCUUUUCAUGAAAUUUGUUGACAGAUCACAUAACGCCAGCCACAUUCUGUAAUAGGGGAUUUUGGGAAACUUGGGUGUAUAUAAAUCAUAUUGCUAAGAGUGUUAAUUUACAAUGUCACAAGCAAACGACUGUUUUCUAGCUCUCAUGUGUGGAUUUUUAUAAUGUGUGAAGAACAUUAUUGCAAGCUCAGUGCAGGUAACACGAUGGUGGUUUCUGGUUUAGAAAAAACAAAAUUAAAAAACAGGAUCUGUGUAUUCCAUUUUCAUUAUUUAUUUGUCAUUGAUGGCAACUGAAUAAAUUAAGGCUUAUGAACAAACAUCAUAAAAAGCACCAUAAAUAAAUGCAUAUAUAUAGAAAUAUAAAAAAUAAAAAGUAAAAAAUAAAAAAAUACUAUAGUGAAAUAUAAUGGCCACAAAUCACAACUAGGAUUUCUCGACUCAAAACUCUUUGCGUGUGUUCAAAGAAGUACAGAUCGGACCCGUCGGGUAGCGCGAUCUCAGUCCGGAGAAGCGGUGGAGUCGUAACAGGUGUGCUCGCAGUGAUCGAAAAGCGUUCGCAGUGAUCGGCUGGUUAUGAAGUUUCUUGACGUUUCCCUCCCAAAGCAUUUGUCAGUUAAAAUAAGUAAAUGUCUGAGGAUCAAAAAAGUCAACAAAAAUAGCUAAUUUUAUGACUAAAUUGUAUCAGUAAAUAGUAUUUUACACCUUUGCGUGUCCUGCUUGCUUCAAAACUUUGAAAAAAAUCCAUACAUAUUUUGUUUUAAUCUUCUCUUUUGUGCGAUUUACGUCACUGCUGCUCAUGCAACAACAGUUUGAAAUAACCUCCCCGUUUCCUUAAAUCUGUAUGGCUAUACUGCACUCUCAAAACAUGAAACUGGACACAAUGAACUACAUCUUCUACACUUAUUCUCUGCAUGAAAAAUCAAAUUUCUUAUCAGAUGUGACACAGCAAGGAGAUGCUGCUAUUAAAGGAGCAUUGAUCGUCGUCUUUGGUUCAACGUUUUCUGCCACAGAUGCAGCUAAUCAGGAGAAUACAGGGAGAAUCUAACUGAAAAAAUAAAAACCUUCAUUAUCCGAGGCUUGUGCAGAAGCUGUACUGUGAGUCCUUAACUGCAAGAAAAGUCUGUAUAACCAGCCUUAAAACCAAAAGCAGCUUACAACUCCAGCCACAUAAUGAGUUCAAACAUAAAGAGCGCGCGGUUCAGGAGCAGAAUUAUAAACCCCGGAGGUCUGACGAAGAAAAAAAAAAGCAGAAAAAGGCUCCCAUUAGGGGUGAACAGAGCGUGGA